Molecule: messenger RNA, 1299 nt
Organism: Iphiclides podalirius (scarce swallowtail)
Lineage: Eukaryota; Metazoa; Arthropoda; Insecta; Lepidoptera; Papilionidae
Source: the annotation of a GenBank genome assembly
AUGAAGUUCUUUGUAAAGAAUUCGGGCGUAAAUGGUGAACGUGUUGGAAUUUUAACCGAAUUUGUCAAAAAGCCAUCAAUUGAGAUUGAAACUCCAACUGCCGCUUAUCUUACGCAGGGCGGCAGUGUAGUUCAUCUAACGGCAGAGGUCUUGGCUAAAGUUUUUACUAACCCACAGCUUUUGUGGGUUCCUCUAUCUAAUUCUAUACAUUUAGAAAAUGGAUUGAAAGCGCAAGGGGAAGGUGUUGCUAAAUUUGCAGGUUUGCAAGAUUAUGUUACAUGUGUCACACUGCAGAAUAUGAAUGAGGUUGCACAAGCUGGUCAUUUUGAAACAGACAAGGUACCUUUAUGGACUAAACAUGGAAAAAAAAUGAUAUCAGCUGACAGAUAUAUGGACCUUAUGGAAGUGUUCAAACCAGAUAUAAUUUUGGCGAUUGCAGAUGGUCGUACAUCACUUGAUGAGAGCUACAAACGGGUUGCAAAAUCUGUUCACAGAACUGCCAAUAUGUUGAACACAUGUGUGCAGAGAUAUAAAAAAUCCAAAGAGCUGAAGAACAGUUGUCUUGUAGGUGUUAUUGUUGGUGGAGCACUAUCAAAAAAGUGUGAAGAAAGUAUUGAACAUGUUCUUAAACACAAAGAGAUCAUAAGUGGAGUAGCAUUAUCUGGACUUACAGAUGGAACACAAGAAUCUGCAAGAGAACCCUUAGAAAAAUUAGAGUCAGUUUUUAAAAAUGUUGCAGAACUGGUUCCAAAGGAUUUGCUGCAUAUUGUUGAAGGAUGCUGGAAUCCAGCAGUUAUUUUAACUGCAAUAAAAUACGGCUGGGAUGUCUUUGAUGGAUCAUAUGCAGUAAAACUUUCUAAUUUAGGCCAUGCUUUAACUCUUGACUUUGAUGCUACUAAAGAUGCAUGUACAUCUUACUUACUUGAUUUAAAUGAUAUGUGCUACAGUGAACAAUUCAUACCAAUAUUAGAAAACUGUGAAUGUCUGACAUGCAAAAAGCAUACACGUGCAUAUAUUCGUCAUUUAUUAAACACAAGAGAGAUGCUGGCGACUGUGCUCUUGAGUAUACACAAUCUCCAUCACUUUGAUCAGAUGUUCCACCACGCUCGUCAGCAUAUUCAUUCCAACACAUUUGAUGCCUACAAGAAACAUGUUGUAAGCCAAUACCAAUCCUACAAAAUGUCCCAUGUGAAAUCAGACUUUGAGGAAUUCGUAAGUCAAUCACCCCAUAUGAAAAAGAAAACCAGACUGUGCGAAGAAUUGUCUGGUAGGAUUCAAAAGGAUGAUAAUGAUAGUACG